This is a messenger RNA of Trichoderma aggressivum f. europaeum, 1560 nucleotides long. RefSeq lists its product as uncharacterized. Bases 1 to 1560 code for a protein of 519 amino acids. Gene Ontology annotation, molecular function: succinyl-CoA:3-oxo-acid CoA-transferase activity. The record is from RefSeq and is a predicted model, not a curated record. The transcript is spliced from 3 exons. Lineage: Eukaryota; Fungi; Ascomycota; Sordariomycetes; Hypocreales; Hypocreaceae. Gene Ontology annotation, biological process: ketone body catabolic process.
AUGCCAUCCACAGCUCUGCGCCUGCGGACCCUCGGGGCCUUUGCGCGCCAUGCGACAAACCCCACCGCCGUCUUGUCCAGGUCAUUUUCUGCCACCGCCCGCCGAGCUGAGAUCAACAAGGUGCUGCCCUCUGCCACCGAGGCAAUCAAGGACCUCAAGGCCAACUCGACUCUCCUGUGUGGUGGAUUUGGUCUCUGCGGUGUCCCCGAUACUCUGAUUGACGAGGUCCUCAAGCGGCCCGAUGUUACUGGUCUGACGGCUGUGUCAAACAAUGCCGGCACCGAUAGCUCCGGUCUGGGCAAGCUUCUCAAGACAAAGCAGGUGAAGAAGAUGAUUGCUAGCUACAUUGGCGAAAACAAAACAUUUGAAACAAUGUACUUGACUGGAGAAGUCGAGCUGGAAUUGACUCCCCAGGGCACACUGGCAGAGCGAUGUGCGGCCGGUGGCAAGGGCAUUCCUGCUUUCUACACUCCCGCAGCCUUUGGUACUGUCGUCCAGACCGGCGACCUGCCACUCAAGAACAAGCCCGACGGCUCACCGGAUGUGUACUCUUACCCCAAGGACGUCAAGGUCUUCAACGGCAAGCCAUACCUGCUUGAGGAGAGCAUUGCUGGAGACUAUGCCUUUGUCAAGGCUUACAAGGCCGACAAGCUCGGAAACUGCCAGUUCCGUCUCGCCGCCAACAACUUCAACGGUGCCAUGGGUCGCAAUGCCAAGAUCACCAUUGUCGAAGCUGAACACAUUGUCGAGCCCGGCGAGAUUCCUCCCGAGGCCAUUCACCUGCCCGGUAUCUACGUCAAGCGCGUUAUCCAGAGCACAGCCGAAAAGAACAUUGAGAAAUAUACCUGGGCCAAGGACGAUGCUGAUGCCGACUCCAAGGCCGUCCUAGGAACAGGCGAAACCGCGGCCAAGCGAGAGCGGAUCGUGAAGCGAGCUGCCAAGGAAUUCAAGAAUGGCAUGUAUGCUAACCUGGGUAUCGGCAUGCCCAUGCUUGCCCCCGGCUUUGUUGGUCCUGAGGUUGAGGUCCAGCUGCAGUCCGAGAACGGUAUCCUUGGCCUUGGCCCCUACCCCAAGAAGGGCCUGGAAGACGCCGAUUUGAUCAAUGCCGGAAAGGAGACGGUCACCCUUAAGCCUGGAGCCGCAGUCUUUGGCAGUGAAGAGAGUUUCGGCAUGAUUCGCAGCGGCAGAAUCAACCUGACCAUCCUCGGUGCCAUGCAAGUCAGCGGAACUGGUGACCUGGCCAACUGGAUGCUGCCAGGCAAGGUCAAGGGCUUCGGCGGUGCCAUGGAUCUUGUGAGCAACCCCAGUGCCACCAAGGUUGUGGUCACCAUGGAGCAUACCGACAAGAAGGGCAACCCCAAGAUUGUCAAGCAGUGCGCAUUCCCACUGACUGGCCGCGCGUGCGUUUCUCGAAUCAUUACUGAGCUGGGUGUUUUCGACGUCGAUUUUGCUCACGGCCUAACUCUGAUCGAGAUCGCGGACGGAGUGACGGUAGACGAGAUCAAGAGCAAGACGGAGGCUCCGUUCAGAGUCGCCGAUGACCUGAAGCCGAUGCUAUAG